GCAGCCCGGCUGAGCCGCUCCGCGUGGUGUGCGGGCGAAGUGCGGUGAGCCGCGGCAGAGGAGCGCGUUGCCCGCGCGGGCCGUGCGGUGCGCCGGAUGCUCGCGCGGUGCUGUGGGUCGGGCGCUGUCGGCACGCGGGCUGAAGGCUCCCGGCGGUGCGGCGGUGUGACGGCGCCGGGCGAUGGCGGAGGCUCAGCUGGGGCUGCCGGGCCCCUUCGCGCAGCCCCCGGUCGGACCGUGCCCCGACUCUGACUUUGACUCCGACCCCGAGGAUGCGGCCGCGGGCGGUGCGGGGCCUGGCGCUGCGGUGCAGAACCCCUCGCAGGUCAUCCACAGCGGCCACUUCAUGGUGUCAUCCCCGCACCACGACGCGCUGCCCCACCGGCGUCACCGCCGCGCUGAGCCCUCGGCAGCCGAUCCGCGGAGCAUUGACCCGACCCUGACGUGGCUCUUCGAGUGCAUGAGCCUGGAGUACAGUGGGAAGCUGGUGUCACCAAAGUGGAAGAAUUUCAAGGGGCAGCAGCUGCUUUGCCGGGAUAAAAUCCGCCUCAACAAUGCCAUCUGGAGAGCGUGGUACAUCCAGUAUGUGGAGCAGAGGAAGAACCCUGUGUGUGGUUUCAUCACCCCCCUGGAGGGGUCAGAGGCUGAUGAGCACCGCAAACCAGAGGCCGUGGUGCUGGAGGGCAACUACUGGAAACGGCGCAUCGAGGUGGUGAUGAGGGAGUACCACAAGUGGAGGACCUACUACAAGAAGCGGCUCCGAAAGUCCAGCAGGGAGGGAGAGCUCUCCAGCCCAAAGCAGGACGAGGAUGCCUGGAGACCAACAGAGAAAUGGUGCAACCAGCUCUUCUGCAACGUGGUGCCCAUGCUUCUGGGGGACGAGGAGGAGGAGCUGGGGGGUAGGCAGCACUUUGACUUGGACACAUUCCUCUCGGACAUCUCUGACACCCUCUUCACCAUGACACAGAUACCCAGCACCCACCAGGAGCUCCCCGAGGACGCGUAUAUUGGGAACGCUGACAUGAUCCAGCCAGACCUGGCACCUCUGCAGCCCAGCUUGGAUGAUACCAUGGAGAUAUCAGAUAUUUUCAUUGGCCAUCGGCCGCUGCCUGCGCAGAUGCCGCUGGGCUAUCAGGAGCCGCCCUGCUUUGAGCCCCUCUAUGGCAGUGGAGGGACCGUGCCCGCCAGCUCCGAUGCCCCACUCCCACCCAGCCCUCUCCUCCAGGUGAGCGGGACCCUGGCCCAUGACCCGCGGCCGCCGGUGCCCGAGCCACCCCUCCUGACACAGCCGUGUCCCCCACAGCCCAGUGACGCCACCCAGCUCAGCCUCCACGGUGCCUUCUUUGGCCCUGAGCAGCCGCCGCUGGCCCCCGAGCCCCUCACCGCUGUGCCUGGCUGCCUUAGCCCCCAGCUCAAACCCAAGCCCUUGCUGCAGUACGGUUUCCCCAGCAAGUGCCUUGGCACGGAGCCACUCAGCCUCCCUUACACCGCCCCCAGCCAGGCCCCUGGCACACCGUUGCUGGGCUCACAGCCGCCGUUUUCCCCUGCCUCUGCACCCCACUCCAAGUUCCCCUUCACCGCCUCGCCCAGCCCCUCGCUCCUCGCCCACCCUGCAUCCCCGCUGUCCGUGCCAUGCUUUGCCCAGCACACCCCGGGCCUGGGCUACGCCAUGGACGUGGUGCCCCUAGGGUACCCCAGCCCAGCUGUGCCCCAGCACCUGCCCCCCGCCGUGCCACCUGGGCCCAGGUUUGCUACCCCAAAAGGGCCGACCCCAGCUGAGCGAUCGAAGGUGAAGCCCAGCGGCACCAAGGCAAAGAGGCUGCCAGGCCCUCCUGUGCCUUCACACCUGACUGUGCCCAACGCCUGUCUGACCCAGCUGCUGGCCACAGCCAAGCAGGAGCCAGCCUUCGAUGCUCCACACGUGCACAGCCCGGCGCUCAUGCCUGCGUCCCCGGCCUCUCCGCAGAGCAGUGUCCCCGAUGUUCCUGCUGUCUUCCUGCCCAGAGUGGCCCAGCUGAGCUCGGUGCUGUCUCCUGGCUCCAGCCCUUCACAGGAGGUGCCCGUGAUGCAGGCGGGUGCUGCACCAGGGCCGCUGCGGGUCCCCAAGGCGGAGCGGCUCUCCCCAACAUUGGUCUGCGGCAGUGACUGGCCCAAGCCUGGCCAGGUGUCCCCAGGAGCUGCUCCACCACCCGGUACCACCAUCUCCCUGCACCACCCCCCAUCCCGUCGGGGCAGGCCUGACUCCAGCAAGAUGGAGAGCCGGCGCAUCACACACAUCUCCGCUGAGCAGAAGAGACGUUUCAACAUCAAGCUGGGCUUUGACACACUGCACAGCCUCGUGAGCACGCUGAGUGCCCAGCCCAGCAUUAAGGUCAGCAAGGCCACCACCCUGCAGAAGACUGCUGAGUACAUCUGCAAACUGCAGCAGGAGCGGGCGGCCCUCCAGGAUGAGGCGCAGCGGCUGCGGGAGCAGAUUGAGGAGCUCAACAGCUCAAUCAACCUGUGCCAGGAGCAGCUGCCAGCCACCGGGGUGCCCAUCACGCGCCAGCGCUUCGACCAGAUGCGCAGUAUGUUUGACGACUAUGUGCGCUCCUCCACACUGCACAACUGGAAGUUCUGGAUCGUAUCCUUUGGGCCAGCACCGGCUUCUCACUGCCCCUUCCACCAUACACUGGGUCCACUGUCUCCUCCCAGCUCCGUGUGGGAUCCGUCCUUCUCAAGAGGCUCUGUGGGUGAUGCGUGGAGGGGACACGCUCAGAUGCUAAGAAGAAAUUUCUGUCACAAGAGAGCAACCAGAGUAGGAAUAAAUGGUCGGUCCUUGGGGAGCAGGGAAGCCACCAGCAGAGCUGAGCUCAGCAUUGCCACAUAGGCAAUUGCUCCCAGUAACUCGGGAGCUGAGAUGCAGCAGCCAUCCAUUAGAGAUUGGGAAAGGAUCAGACACAAAGCCAGGAACAUGAUGGUUUCACCUGGGUGGCCAGCGUGGUGCCCCCUGGAAAAUGGAGGUUAAGCUGGAUACAAGUCUGGACUUAGCAUGUUGGAAGGAUGGAGGGGGAAGGAAUGGCUGCCAAGGUGUUCAGAGAGCUGGGCCUUCUUCUCCAUGAAUGAGGAUUUCACACCCUGCGGCCAAGUCUGAAGAGACCAUGAGGUCUGCACACUGCCUGGUGGCAGAGGCACAGGCAGCCCCCACCACCCACGAACACGCAGACAGUGGCAAGGUGCCCCUGACACAGGUUUUGGGAGAGCAAUGGGGUUCUUUCCACAGUACAGUGAGGGUACUGAAGCCGAUCCCAGGACACGGGUAUGGUGGAGGCACCUGCUGGGGAUUACUGCACGCACAGUCACCAUCCCCAGCACUGGGUGCACCCAGGGGAGCACACGUGCUGGGUGCUGCGCCCUGCUCUCAGGCACCUGCAGAGGACGUGGCAGGAGGUGGCUCUAGGCCUGGUUUAGAAGAGCUGUCCUGCGUUGGAGCAGCCCUGGCCACAACAUGGGCUGUGCCAUUCUGCCCCUGGUUCUCCACACACUGCGGUUCCUGGCCUGGGAGCACCAGGUGGGGUGCAGGGACACCCCUGCCACCCUGGUGCCCUCCGAGCAGCACAGGGCACCCAGCGCAGCUGCACUGCAGGCGGGAGAGGGCCGUUCGCGCCAGGCAGGGCACCACAGCCAUCACGACACUUCUCCUUAACCGCUCC
Messenger RNA from Gallus gallus (chicken), 3692 nucleotides. It is a transcript of the gene MLXIPL, whose product is annotated as MLX interacting protein like. Gene Ontology annotation, biological process: regulation of transcription by RNA polymerase II. The coding region runs from base 182 to 2869 and encodes 895 amino acids. NCBI's taxonomy places the organism in Eukaryota, Metazoa, Chordata, Aves, Galliformes, Phasianidae. Gene Ontology annotation, molecular function: RNA polymerase II cis-regulatory region sequence-specific DNA binding; protein dimerization activity; DNA-binding transcription factor activity, RNA polymerase II-specific. The record is from RefSeq and is a predicted model, not a curated record. Gene Ontology annotation, cellular component: nucleus. The transcript is spliced from 14 exons.